Messenger RNA from Gadus macrocephalus (Pacific cod), 2452 nucleotides. RefSeq lists its product as uncharacterized. The record is from RefSeq and is a predicted model, not a curated record. The transcript has 5 exons. NCBI's taxonomy places the organism in Eukaryota, Metazoa, Chordata, Actinopteri, Gadiformes, Gadidae. The coding region runs from base 351 to 1556 and encodes 401 amino acids.
AGACGAGCGGUGAGUGAAAGAGCCGUCACCGCUUUCAGGAGAGCUAGAGCUGCGAUUGCAAUAAUCCGUCCGGAACCGAAACUAUACUCUCUAGAAAUGAUAUUAACACGUUUCUACUUCCUAACGGAUGAGGCCUACAGCCAACAACCACACAACGCUCUGCCUGCCGCCAUGUGAUACAAUGAAUGUGUCCAGUAAUUCUAUGUGCGAUGCAAAGGUCGCUCCUCAACAUUUCCAUCUACAUCCAUCGAGAGAAACCUGUACUGUAACCUUAUACAAACCUAUGUGGUGACCUCAUCCAACCGAUUAAGGCCACCGUACCUUAACCCAGAGCCCAAAGGCAACGCCGCAUGAUGGAUCCAUCCACCAGCUUGGUUGGUCUGGACGCCCAGGGGAACAUGCUGUUCCGGGUCAUGAAGCCCGUCAUGGGCCUCUUCCAGGUGCCCUCGGAGCAGGCCAACAGCGGCGUGGACCUCCAGGGUCUGUCGGACACGUCCCUGGUGCUGACCCAGGCCCAGGGCCAGGCUCUGAUGGCCCACAGUGAGGGCAUGAUGGCCGCCCCACAGCAACAGAUCCUCCGGACCCAGAUGGAGACCCAGCUCCUCCAGGUGCAGGCCCCUGCUGCCCCCACACUGGACCAGACCCCCCAGACGGAAGAGCCUCCACAGAGCCAGUGCUCCAAUGGCAACGCCAGAGACCCCAGCGAGGUGACCCGCAUGCCCUUUGCGGAGGUGUCCUCCCUGCUGGACCCCAACAUGAAGGGCUCCAAAGCUCGAAAGUAUCUGAUCUCCUACGAGGAGAUAAAGCGCCGGCUGCAGAGCCCGGAGAAGAUGUCGCUGCGGUCGCUGGCGGCGUACACGCGUGUCAGCAGGGGUCCGGCCAGCAAGAAGACCCUGCUGGAGUCCCUCAACAUCCUGGGCCUCAAGCCCAGCACCACCACCUCCGUCUCCUCCUCCUUCUCCAAGCUCACCGAGGGAGACACGAACGCCCUGUGUGUCGACAUGAAGGACUUUGCCCAGGACUAUGUGGACUACAGCAACAUGGCCAGACAGCUUAUCCCUGAGACCAACACAGUCCAACACUGGUCAAAGAUCAUUGAGACAAAGAACCAUCUGGACGACAUGAGGAAGUGCUUCAGAGACCCGGUCAACAGUGAGGGCUUUGACAGCGUGACCCACGGCCUCGGCCUGGGAAUGUUGGACGUCGCCCUGGACAUGGUCACCAUGGCGAUCGACCAGCAGAUCCACAUCCUGUCGGGAGCCGCCGCGUCCGACCCGCCCGACUCGGGCCCGCCGACGCGACGCAUCCGCCGACGCAACCGCAAGCCGCACCCCGUCAACGGCGAGAAGCCCCCCCGGGCGCCGGGCGGGGUCAAGGGGGCGUCCAAGGUGAAGGGACGGGGGAGGGGCCGGAAGAAGGCCCGGUUGGCGGACCCCCCGGCGAUGCAGGCCGGGGAGGCGAGCACACAGCAGGACGCGCAGAACGGCGUCCUCACGCUGGUCUCCGUGGGUUACGAGACCAUCUCCGGGGGGCUCGACUCCACCGGAUCGAUUUGAUCCCCCACUGGACAGACGGAUGGCCUGCUGGUGAGGGGGUCUGAGGCUGCCGGAGCUGGGGGCUCAUCGGGUCGGUCACGGGACUGUUGACAAGGUGGCGGCGAUGUCCCGGGAGGAGCAGCCGUUCCAAACGGAACCUCAGGGAAUGGAACAUGGACGCUGGUUUUACAGGUGUGUGUGUGUGUGUGUGUGUGUGUGUGUGUGUGUGUGUGUGUGUGUGUGUGUGUGUGUGUGUGUGUGUGUGUGUGUGUGUGUGUGUGUGUGUGUGUGUGUGUGUGUGUGUGUGUGUGUGUGUGUGUGUGUGUGUGUGUGUGUGUGUGUGUGUGUGUGUGGCAGAUGAGCCAGUGUACAUGCUGCCACGUGGUAGGAGUCUUCUCUGGAGUAACUGGUUAAUACCGGUACAGUUCCUUUUUAUAGUUUUGAGGACCUUUGCCUACAGUGACUAGGUGAGAGGUGGCUUCCAGUGCUUUUAGAUAUGCAGUCACCUUACAAUUUGAACUUUAUUAUGGACAAUAACGACCAGAUACAGGAGUACAAUAUUGAAUUGCAAAAUUCUCCGACAUGAUAAAAAACAAGUGUGUAGUCUUAGUGUAUUCUACAUACAUUGUAUAUGAACUAAUAUCAUGCGAUGGGAAGAUGCAACGUUUUUUGUUUUUUUUACUGAAUCAAGGACCAAAGUGGAAAGAAUAUUGUUUAUAUUUGACAAGCAAUGUCCAAUCUGAAAAAAUGUGCAUAAUUAUUUUAUUUCCUCCCUUCUCUUUUUUUCUACUUGCACUAAAAUCCUGAAAGGGUUGUUAGUUCUGAAAUAGGUUGCUUUAGGGAUCCUAAAACAAAAUGUCCAUCAUUAACCAAAAUAAAACAAGAUUGCUCUGGCAACCACUGUCAGAUAGACUCCA